Messenger RNA from Pseudonaja textilis, 1017 nucleotides. Its product is annotated as aurora kinase B-B-like. NCBI's taxonomy places the organism in Eukaryota, Metazoa, Chordata, Lepidosauria, Squamata, Elapidae. Gene Ontology annotation, biological process: protein phosphorylation. The record is from RefSeq and is a predicted model, not a curated record. Gene Ontology annotation, molecular function: protein kinase activity; ATP binding.
AUGACCUGGAUGAUUGAGAAGCUACAAAGACACAAGGAGCUCAGUAGUUCUUUUUUCUCCAUUUGUAGGAUUCAGGGAGGAUUGUCUCCAAAAUUCAAGAAUCUCCUAAAAGACAAAGAAAAAUCAAUGGGGGAGAAAAAUGAAUCAAAAGCAAGUCCCAACGAUGCCCCUGAUUCUCAACUUCCCAGGAAAAUAUGGGGCACAGGAGACUUCGAAUUCGGCAAACCUCUCGGGAAAGGGAGAUUUGGAGCAGUCUACUUGGCCAGAGAGAAAAAGACCCACUUCAUCUUGGCUUUAAAAGUCAUAUUCAAGUCUGUCUUGGAGAAAGCUCAGCUGGAACAUCAGCUUCGAAGAGAGAUAGAAAUCCUAAGUCACCUCAGACAUCCAAACAUUUUAAGAAUGUAUAACUACUUUCAUGAUCGGACAAGAAUUUUUCUGAUGCUGGAAUAUGCUCCAGGGGGAGAGCUGUACAAGGAGUUACAAAAGAACCAUAGAUUUGAUGAUAAUAGAACAGCCACUUAUAUUGAAGAAAUAUCUGACGCUCUGAUGUACUGCCAUGCUCGGAAAGUGAUCCACAGAGAUAUCAAGCCCGAAAAUCUCCUUUUAGGAUUAAGAGGGGAGCUGAAGUUGGCGGAUUUUGGAUGGUCAGUGCAUACUCUUUCACUGAGGAGGACAACACUAUGUGGCACCACAGAUUAUCUUGCUCCAGAAAUGAUAGAAGGAAGUCCUCAUGAUGAAAAUGUUGAUGUGUGGUGUGUUGGCAUUCUUUGUUAUGAGUGUCUUGCAGGAUAUGCACCUUUUGAAGCACCCACCCGUAUGGAGACAUUCAGACGGAUAAAGGAGGUGAAUUUUAAAUUUCCUCCUUGGAUAUCAGAGGGAGCCAAGGAUCUAAUUGCUAAAGUCCUUAACCGUACACCUUUUAUGAGACUUCCUCUGAAAGAAAUAAUGGAGCAUCCGUGGGUUAAGACAAAGUCAAGAAGAAUUUUGCCACCUGUCUACAAUGAAAUAGAAACAUAA